AUGUCCCGUAUCGCAACUGUUUUCCUGGGGACGAGUCUGCAAGGCUCCUCCACCAUCGACGCCCUCCUCGCCGACGGCACCUUCACCCCGCGCGCCGUCACGCGCAACGCCAACUCCCCCGCCGCGAAAGCGCUCGCAGCGCGCGGCGUGCAGAUAGCGGAGGCGAGGUUUGACGAUAAGGAGGCGGUUAGGCGUGCGGUGGAGGGGGCGGAGGUGGUAUUUUUGGUCACCAUGCCCUUCAGCGAUGUGCCGGAGGUAGCGCAGGGGAUCAAUGUCAUCGAUGCGAGCAAGGAGGCCGGUGUCAAGUUUAUUGUGCUCAGCUCCCUACCCAGCAUCAGUGAAUUCUCGCAUGGAAAGUACACGCAUGCGGUCGAGUUCGAUGACAAGGACACCAUCCGAAAGUACCUCGAGAAGUCAGGCAUACCCUGCGCUUCGAUCUAUCCAGGCAACUUCAUGGAGAAUUUUCCUCGGGGCGUCCUCGACUGCCCCUUCGAGAAGACCGAGAGCGGAUAUAUUCUCAACACCCGCGAACAAGAAGGCACGCGCUGCGUCCAAGUCUGGAUCAAGCACGAUAUGGGGCAGGCGGUCGUCGCACUGUUCAAGAACUACCAAACGCGUCUCCCAGAGAUCGAAAAGCAGGCCUUCGUGCUCGGCUCCGUCCGCGCCACAAUCGAGGAGGUGGUGGCGGAGUUCGCAAAGGGGCUGGGGAAACCAGUUGAACUCAGGCGGCACGGGAAGGUCGGAGACGUAGCCACGGAUGAUAUCUACGACGCACUCAGAGAGUUCGACGUGUUUCCCGGGAUUGAGAUUCCGGACCCGUGCCUGAAGGCGCUGGGUGUAAUGGCGGGGACACUUGAAGAGUUCGCGCGCACGGUCCUUCGUGACUAUGUAGAGAAGAAGUAG
This is a messenger RNA of Schizophyllum commune H4-8, 903 nucleotides long. RefSeq names its product NAD(P)-binding protein. Lineage: Eukaryota; Fungi; Basidiomycota; Agaricomycetes; Agaricales; Schizophyllaceae. The coding region runs from base 1 to 903 and encodes 300 amino acids. The record is from RefSeq and is a predicted model, not a curated record. The transcript is spliced from 7 exons.